Pantherophis guttatus is the source of this 1594-nucleotide messenger RNA. It is a transcript of the gene LHFPL5, whose product is annotated as LHFPL tetraspan subfamily member 5. NCBI's taxonomy places the organism in Eukaryota, Metazoa, Chordata, Lepidosauria, Squamata, Colubridae. Gene Ontology annotation, biological process: detection of mechanical stimulus involved in sensory perception; sensory perception of sound. The record is from RefSeq and is a predicted model, not a curated record. Gene Ontology annotation, cellular component: plasma membrane.
UCCUGUCCAGGAACAUACUAUUUUCCAAGGUAUAAUUGUUAAUACUUAAUUCGAAAUGGGGAUGGUGGAUUAAUCUCUAUUUAUCCUAGUCAAGGGAAUUGGUGCCUGUCCUCUGAUGUCUGCCCCCAAUUAAUGGGAAACAGUGUCUACCCUUCGGUUCAUCAGUCUUGGGCUUCCUGGCUUUCUCUGCCAAUCGCUGUCUGUGGUGCUGAAACAGAGCUCACAAAUAAAGCUGCAGAAAUUCCUCUUCUCUGCUGUAUGGAAGCAGGAGGGAUAUUUCCUUUACACAGGGAGGGAACGCCAAUUUCUUGGAAAGCAGCAGAUAUGUAGGAUGCUGGGAGAGGAGGAAAAGGAGGAGGAGGAGCAGCAGCAGCAGCAGCAACUAAGGCUAAGCACUCUUCAGGCUCCAGCACCUCCCACCGAGCUGUUCAGUAUGGAAACAAAUAGCCCUUCUUGCAAAUGGUCAUCUGAGCAUCUGUGGCUGGGGCAAAGAGUCACGGGAAAGGCAAGAGCUGCUUCACAGAAUCCUGAUCUAUCAGUGAGGCGGAAAGCCAACCGUGCAUCCCCUCUUUCUUGGAUUCAGCUUCCCUAUGUGCUGCUCCUCAUUAAAGUUCCUGGAGUGAGAAGACAAUCCUUUUUCUGUUUGACCCUGAACUUCAAGACAUGUCUUACAAGACAUAGCCAUCUCUCCGUGGAGCCAUGGCAAAGAUGCUGCCAGCACAGGAAGCGGCAAAGAUCUAUCAUACCAACUACGUGAGGAAUGCUCGAGCCAUGGGAGUGCUGUGGGCACUGUUCACCCUCUGCUUUGCUGUGAUCAUGGUGGUAACUUUCAUCCAGCCCUAUUGGAUUGGGGACAGCAUUGACACUCCACAAGCUGGUUAUUUUGGCCUCUACUCCUAUUGUAUUGGAAAUGCCCUGACCGGUGAACUCAUUUGCAAGGGCAGCCCGCUGGACUUUGGCACCAUCCCCUCAAGUGCUUUCAAAACAGCUAUGUUUUUUGUUGGCAUUUCUACCUUUCUUAUAAUUGGCUGCAUCCUCUGCUUUAGCCUCUUCUUCUUCUGCAAUGCAGCCACUGUCUACAAAGUGUGUGCUUGGAUGCAACUGGCAGCAUGUGCAGGCUUGUCCAUUGGCUGCCUGCUCUACCCUGAUGGCUGGGACUCCCCCGAGGUGAAACGCAUGUGUGGAGAGAAGACUGACAAAUACACCCUGGGAGUCUGCACUGUGCGCUGGGCGUACAUCCUUUGCAUCAUCGGCAUUCUUGAUGCCUUCAUCCUAUCUUUUUUAGCAUUUGUGCUUGGCAACCGGCAAGACAACCUUCUACCCUCUGAUUUCCAAGUGGAAAACAAAGAGGAAGCAAAUAAAUGAAGAUGAAUACUGAAGGAAUCGCAAGUGUACUUACUUCUGCCCUUGAAUACUGAGCACUCCAACUUGACCUUGGACUCAGAAAAGCUGCUUGAUACACAUGAAUGCUAAUGUGGAUUCUGCCAGUUAUCUAGACCAUCAGUCUGUGUUAUAGAAGAGCGAUUCUGCAAAAAACAGUGUGCUCUUUUCCAGAAAAGACUAUGACAAAAUAAAUUAUGUUCAGUGUGACAUU